AUUCUGAUGCCCACAGCACCACUUCGAGUGCCUCCCCAGCUCAGUCACCCUGUUACAGUAAUCAGUCCGACGAUGGCUCUGACACAGAGAUGAGCGCUGGGUCCAGCAGAACACCAGUUUUCUCCUUUUUAGAUCUCACGUAUUGGAAAAGGCAAAAGGUCUGCUGUGGAAUUAUUUACAAAGGGCGUUUUGGGGAAGUCCUCAUAGACACUCAUCUCUUCAAACCUUGCUGUAGCAAUAAAAAGUCUGCCACUGAAAAGCCAGAACAAGAAGGACCACAAUCUCCAGCAAUCUCCACCCAAGAGGAGUGGUGA
This is a messenger RNA of Pelecanus crispus (Dalmatian pelican), 314 nucleotides long. The record is from RefSeq and is a predicted model, not a curated record. NCBI's taxonomy places the organism in Eukaryota, Metazoa, Chordata, Aves, Pelecaniformes, Pelecanidae.